GCGAUUUGAUACGUAGUAAGGUAGCCGCCUACACCGACCUGGAUAUCUACAGCUGGGGAGCAGUCUGUCGGUAACUUUUAAUAUCAUGGAUUUGAGUACGACUAUGCAUCGUGUUUGUGCUCAUCUUCAGCGGAUAGCCCUUCGCCCUGAAGGCGGCUGUACAGCAAGUGUGAUGUCCCUCUGGUUCGCCGAGUUGUGACGCGAGGAGGGGCUUGCUAAGCAGCCUAAUGGACAGUAUCGAUGACUUAGCAAUCAAAACCAGAACUGAAUAUCCUCUUUAUGCAAUUGUAUUGCCUCCGUUUGUCCUGCCCGCGUUCCUGUUUACUGCCUGAAACUGGAUAUCACUCUCGAGUGUGUCGUAACAUCACCAUUUCUGAGAGACAACAGUAUUUACAUCUCUAGAGCGAGGAAGUGGAGCUGCGUCAGGCUAGCCGCACUUGAUCGAGAUAAGACCGGACGUUGGGUGACGUUGCCUUCGUAAUAAAGGUGCCUAACGUAUUUGUUAUUUACAUUAAAUAACGAUGUUUGGGAUUAGACCGGGACGUAACGCGUAGAUAAAACGACAGCGCGUGUUUGAAUAGCGACAGAGACCUCCACCUUAAUGUUUACCGUGGUACGUGCGUCGCCAUUCGUUUUAUUUUGGAAGCUGCGAGCGGAAGUCGUGCUCGCUCCUGCUAUUUUGACACUGGUAGGAAGUGGGAUGUGGCCAGGUUGUAUUUAUGCUUCUGUUUUAAGAUAUGAAAAUCAUUGAAUUAGCGCUGCUUCUGGAGCCCGGUUUCACCAGCGGUCACAGCGGAGAUUACGACAGUGUCUCCGUCCGUCAGCGUGCUGGUUGUCGGCGGUCGAAGGCGGUGAACACGAGCGGAGCUGCUGUGCUGGUUUCGUCUGGACUGGACCAUUUCCAUGAGGGCUUCUCAACCUCACGCCCUAACAAUCCGUGCGCGGGGCUGUGUUUUGUGCUUACGUAAUAACAGCAUGUGAAUCGAUAGUCACAUCGUUGACUUUUUUUAUUUUGAAUUUUUUCUUGGACAAAGACUUUGCCCCCACACAUAAAACAAUUAUAUAAUAUAUAGCAACAAAAUAUAUGAUAUUUUGUUGCAAAUGUCAACAACUCAGCGUCAAGUGAUGAUGGAAUCCUCGCUCGCUCUCGGAAGACUGGAACUGACCCCCGGUUCAGGCGCCGUCGGGGUCAGCCUCUCCCCGCGGCUCUCCGCCGGGCACCCGGCGAAAGAGACGUGCGGUCAGCGGCCACUGGGGCCACAAAGCCCGGCUCACCUGAACGGCUGCGUCCCGCUGUCACAUCAGGUGGCGGGUCACAAGUACGGAGUGGAUACAGUGGGCAUCUUGCAGCAUCCGGAUGGAACGGUCCUGAAGCAGCUUCAGCCUCCACCCAGAGGUCCUCGAGAGAUGCAGUUUUACAGCAUGGUGUAUGCAGAGGACUGCUGUGAUCCAUGCCUUCUGCAGCUCCAGAACCAUCUGCCCAAGUACUACGGCACCUGGUCCUCUCCGGACAGCCCCAAUGACCUGUACCUGAAGCUGGAGGACGUGACCCGGCGCUUCGUCAAGCCGUGCAUCAUGGACGUGAAGCUGGGCCAGCGGAGCUACGAUCCGUUCGCCUCGCAGGAGAAGCGGGAGCAGCAGAUCAGGAAAUACCCGCUGAUGGAGGAGAUCGGCUUCCUGGUCCUCGGCAUGAGGGUGUACAAGAUGUGCAGUGACACGUUUGACUCCUACGACCAGCACUACGGGAGGGGGCUGGUUCAGGACUCCAUUAAAGACGGCCUGGCUAAGUUCUUCCACAAUGGUGUGAGCCUGAGGAAGGAUGCCGUGUCAGCCAGCAUCCACAGAGUCCAGUGUAUCCUCCGCUGGUUUGAGUCGCAGCAGCAGCUGGUCUUCUACGCCAGCUCCCUUCUCUUCGUCUACGAGGGGCUCCCCUCCUCUUCCUCCUCAUCCUCCCUGUCGUCCCUUCUCAGCACCCCGUCGAUCAGCCCCAUCGUGGGGAAAACUGCCACGCUGUCGUUGCCGGGCGACAGUGGUCGGGGUGGCGAGGGGAAAGCGAGACCGGAAGAGGACGAGGCAGAGUACAACAACAACAACAUUCAGGUGCUGUCGCCCUGGGACUGCAGCCUGGCCAGCAUCUACACCAACCACAGGAAAAGUGGCCACCUCCACUAUGCCAGGGGCCAUCUCCGUGGCAACGGUGGAGACUGCGAUGCUGGGGGGACGCCGGCGAGCCCGGCUCCCGGAGAUAACAUCUCAGCGCUGUGCGAAGAGGACAACUCGGCGUGGAAACGAACUGGCGACUCGGGACAAAUGCCGCCGAACGGAAACAGAAACAAAUCACAACUGGAAGGCGAGGAUGAGGAUGGAGGGAGGGAGGACAGAAGCGGGGGGAGGCAAGAGGAGGAGGGAGAGGAACUGAAAGGACGGGGGACAGAGGGGAGUGGAGGAGAGGAGGAGGUGGAGGUCAGGAUGAUCGACUUUGCACACGUUUUCCCUAACGAGAGCCACGAUCACGGCUACAGCUACGGCCUCAAACACCUGCUGACGGUGCUGGAGCAGAUCCUCUGUGACGCCGCCUAGAGCGCUCCCUCCUCCCGACCUCCUCCCGACCUCCUCCUGACCUCCUCCUGACCUCCUGACCUCCUGCUCUCCUGCUCAGUGAACAACCGUCUCCCAUUGCCAACCUUCUUCUCUCCUCAAAAGACACUUUCAGAGGAGAGGGAAGAAUCAAACAAGAGUGAAUAUUAAAAACAGAGCCGUCGUCAUCAUCAUCAUCAUCAUCAUCAUCAUCAUCAUCAUCUCACCUGUUUGUGACGAUCUUUCAGGCCUCUUUCACUCUCUGUGUGUGUCUGUGUGUGUCUGUGUGUUGUUGACAGUGUUUCCCCGUGAUCAGCAGCAUUACAUGCACUAAUCAACCCAUGAAGUCAUGGCGACCCGGUACUUAAACACGAUCUGGUGAGGCUCAGACGAGCUCUACAAUUUCACGUGACUUCCCCUUUAGUGCAUAUUUAAAAAUGCAUUCGUAGAAAAUUGGCUGUUUUGUUUUCCGUUAAAAAAAAAAAGUUUUUUAAAAAAACACCUAAAAUUAGGUCUGUGGCAAUAUGAAAAUGUGGCGAGCUGAUGGGGAAUCGGUUUGUCUCGACCAGGUGAACCGAGCAGUUUUUUCAUAAUAUGAACAUUGGGAAAUAUUGCAAAUCAGCACUGCACAUGAGUUAUGGAUCAAAUUAAGUAAUAUUAUUCUGACUGGAUAUGAUAGAAGAUUUGAUCCAGCUUCAGGUCGACUAUCACAGUGUGUCCAUCAGCUUAGUGGAGUCUGCGUCCAUUGAAACACUGCAGCAUUUUGACAGCAUAUUCUGAGAAGGCCCACAGAAGGGGUUCCUGAGUGGAUGGUGUUGUCAUGGAGAUGCUGACAGUAGCUUUUAACAGCUCUGUGCAGCAGACUGGGUCCACAGUGAUUCUUUACUGGUCCAGUCCUGAACUUUUGUGAUGGGGACACGUGACGCGACGACUGACCCGCCCUACUCUGCCUCUGAUUGGCUAGUUUGUUGCGUUGAUUAUGUUUAAGUUGGCGGUUAGGGUCAGACUAUGGGGGAAGUGUGGGACAUUCCCUCGCCAUCCGAGGGGAAAAAGAACUACCGCCCACAGGACUGUGACUUUGGCAGAUCCACUGAUGAGGUGUUUUUUCUAAAAAGUAUCUUUCAGAACACAGCACUCCAAAUAUGAUCCUUGUAUCCACAGCUGUUAACUGGAUGGCAGAUGACUAACGAGGCAGGGCUUUUGAUUGGUCCGUGCUCAUUGGGCCGAGCGAUGAGUCUGGAGAGUUUCUGUUUAAGUUGGGUCGUCAUUUAGUGUUUCUGUUUAAACGCUGUCUUCAGGUAUCUAACUCAGGUGAAUUUACUGUAAGAGAAAAUGCGUAAUACUACUACACUACUACUACUACUACUACUACUACUACCCUCUCAGCGAGACAAUUCUCCUGCUGUCUGGUUGUUAAACGAUUGUUUUAUAAAGUCUUUUAUCUCAUGAUUGUCCUUAUCUCAUCGUCGCUGACCUUCAUGUUCACCUGACAAUGACCUUCCACGUUGUGUGUGUGUGUGUGUAUAUGUAUGUAUGUAUGUAUGUAUAUAUAUAUAUAUAUAU
Molecule: messenger RNA, 4140 nt
Organism: Cyclopterus lumpus (lumpfish)
Lineage: Eukaryota; Metazoa; Chordata; Actinopteri; Perciformes; Cyclopteridae
Gene: ipmkb
Product: inositol polyphosphate multikinase b
Exons: 6
Coding region: 1102-2580 (492 amino acids)
Biological process (GO): inositol phosphate biosynthetic process
Cellular component (GO): nucleus; cytoplasm
Molecular function (GO): inositol tetrakisphosphate kinase activity; inositol-1,4,5-trisphosphate 3-kinase activity
Source: RefSeq, a predicted model, not a curated record